CAUUAGUCUAGCUGUUAUUUAUUUAAAAUUUUCCUGUCAUCAUGUUAAUCUAGUUCUGUUCUUAUCAAAUUGUCAAGAUCGUCCUCUUAUAAAUCGUUAAUUUGAUUCAUUAUUUGUUUUGAUUUUCAUUAAUUUUAAGUCUUUCAAGUUGUCUAUAAUGAAUAACAUUAUGAAUGUGUAUAACACAUAUAGAAAUUCUCUUUUUUGGAUAAAAAUACCUCAUAGAUAUCUUUCAGUCACAAGGACUAGUUCUAAGUAUCAUGAGUUAUCAGGCCAGAACGUGCAAUAUUUACAAAGGAGUAUUGUAGAUACAAUGCAUUUUCAAAACAGUUUACCGCGUCUUCCGAUUCCUGAGCUUGAAAAAACAUGUGAAAGGUAUAUAAAUUCAGUUAAGCCUCUCCUCACUGCUGAUGAGUUGCAAAAAACAAUAGGAAUCGUUGAAAAUUUCAAAUCCUCUCCUGGAAAAGAGCUUCAAGAGGAGUUAAAAUCUGUUGAUGCAAAAAACAAGCAUACUAGUUACAUAUCAGGUCCAUGGUUUGAUAUGUAUCUGAAAUCUAGAACUCCUCUUGUUUUAAACUAUAAUCCUUUCUUGUCUUUUAAAGAUGAUCCUAAAUCUGAAUUCAACACACAAUUGUUACGAGCGACAAACAUGGUUUUUUCAUCAUUAAGGUUUAUGAAAUCUCUUCAUAAUAAUCUCUUAGAGCCAGAGGUGUAUCAUUUGAAUGCUGAAAAAAGUGAUACACAGUUUUUUAGGAAAACAAUGAGGUUGAUGCCUAAACGAUUUGCAUGGUAUGGGGCUUAUUUGUUCAAAGCCUUUCCACUUGAUAUGAGCCAGUUCAAAAAUUUAUUUUGUUCAACAAGGAUACCCCAUCUAGGAAAAGAUGAAAUAAAAUCAUUCCCCGAUUCUCGUCACAUUGCUGUAUUAAGGAAUGGAAAUAUUUAUGUAUUUGAUGCAAUUGAUGGACAUGGUGAUAUAAUUCCACCAUCUCACAUUUCCAGCUGCAUAAAUUACAUUUUAUCUGACACCCAGCCAUCCUCUAAGCAUCCCGUUCCUGCACUGACAUCUCAAGAGCGAGAUACUUGGGCAAAAGCCAGAGAGCAUUUGGUGAAAAUUGGUAAUUCUGAACAGUUGCAGCUAGUAGACAGUGCUAUUUUUCUGCUUAUUCUCGAUGAUGAAAAUUUUGACGCUGAGAAAGACCUAGUUCCUUAUGCACGCCAAAUGCUUCAUGGCCACUCACAUAAUAGGUGGUUUGACAAGAGCUUCUCGCUCAUCAUCACCAAAGAUGGGAAAGCCGCCUUGAAUUUUGAGCACGCCUGGGGCGAUGGUGUGGCCGUCAUGAGGUACUUCAAUGAGAUUUACAAAGACUCAACAGCUAAUCAUUUUGUUGGACCAAAAACUUUGCCUGCCAAUAUUGAUCCUUCUUCGCUGGUGAAAAGGUUAGAUUUCCAGAUUGAUGACCAACUGAAAUCUGAAAUUAAGAUGGCAGAGGAGAAAUUCAAUGAGCUCACUUCUACUUUGCAGCUAGAUGUUAUGCAACACAAUCUCUUGCAUAGAGAGUGCAUUAAAAGUUUCAAGCUCAGUCCUGACUCCAUCGUACAACUUGGAUUACAGAUGGCCUUUUACAAACUUCAUGGCAAAUUUGUUGCAACCUAUGAAUCCUGCAGUACUUCUGCAUUCAAACAUGGUAGGACAGAGACUGUGAGACCCCUCACCACAGCCACCAGAAAGUGUGUGGAAGAGUUUCACAAGAGGAAUACUACAGACUUGAAAGGGUUAAUGGUGGAAUGCACAAAAGUGCACAAUCAACUCACUAAAGAAGCUGCAAUGGGCCAAGGGUUUGAUCGCCAUCUCUUUGGAUUGCGCAUCAUGGCUGAAAAAUUGAAUCAGAAAGUUCCUCAUCUCUUUGAAGAUCCAUCUUUCGUUAAAGCCAAUCACUUUGUCAUCUCCACCUCUACUCUUUUUGGCUUUUAUUUCAGUGGUGGGGGAUUUGGGCCAGUGGUCAAAGAUGGAUUUGGCAUCGCGUAUGGUUUUCUAGACAAUCAGCUUGGUUGUUUAGUCAGCUCUUACAAAACACAUCAGGAUGGUGCUGCAUUCGUGGAUGCUCUGCGGUCAAGUUACGAUGAAAUCUACAACUCGCUCUCAAAAAGAUAACACAUUGUUUUCUGUAAUUCCUGUCAAUUUUAAAUUUAGGACAUUGAAUGCUUGCUUUUUAAUCCUGUAUGAUACGACAACAUCUACAACUUGUUCUCCACAUUUUCUAUAAUAUCCAUUAAUUUUAAAUUUAGGAUGUUAUAUAUAUUUUAGGAUAUUAUGUAUGUUUGUUAUUAUAUAUAAUAUUUUAAAUCUUGUAUGACAAAGUGCAUAGUACUUAAGCAAUUUUAUCGUAAUUUUUAUUCAAUAUCUAUCUUUUUAUGCCCACCAUAAUGUAAUUGAUGAAUUUUAUAUUUAUAAUUUCCUAUUGAAUAAAUGCAGUAUUUUUUAUUAUUA
Messenger RNA from Parasteatoda tepidariorum (common house spider), 2488 nucleotides. RefSeq names its product Carnitine palmitoyltransferase 2 (gene CPT2). Gene Ontology annotation, molecular function: carnitine O-palmitoyltransferase activity. Gene Ontology annotation, cellular component: mitochondrion. NCBI's taxonomy places the organism in Eukaryota, Metazoa, Arthropoda, Arachnida, Araneae, Theridiidae. Gene Ontology annotation, biological process: fatty acid beta-oxidation. The record is from RefSeq and is a predicted model, not a curated record.